AUGCCAUCAUUUGCGGAUAGUUUUUGGUCCGAUGAUAUGACGUCAGGUCUUCAAGUAUUGUUUUACAAAUUAUAUAAUGGUUGUAAUCAAUGUGAUGCUUUUAUUCAAUUGUUUGCCUCAAGAAUGCAAUAUGAGGUUGCUUACGGAAGACAAUUAUGUGGUGUUCAAACAGGGAUAGAUAAAGAACCUGAGGAUCAUUUGGAGACUACAGCUGGUAUUGCAUUACACCACAUUCUGAAAGAGAUGCAGAAUGAAGGUGAUGAACAUUUAAAUAUCGCAUCUAAUAUAGAGAGUCUCGUGUUACAACCGUUUAGUCAAUGGUGUUUAGAUCAUAAAGGUAGAAUUAAAUAUUCUGAGAAGACUCUGAUGGAUAAUGUUAAAAAUCUUACAAAAUCUAAGAGUUAUGUAAGUAAAUUAGAAAGAGAAUAUUUCAAUAAAUGUAAGAAAUUAGAAGAUUUUAAAAGAAUUAAUUUUAUGAAUGACGAUGAGUUGACAAAAGCAAUGAAAUCAUUAGACUUACAAAAACAACAUGAACUUUAUUUAGAAAAUGAAAAAGAAAAUCAAUUAUUUGGAAAAUUAGGUGAUAUUGAAUUCGAUUGUAGAACUUUGAGAGAAACUAUGACUGCACUUUUAAAGGAUUUACCACAUGCUGAAUACAGAUUGCCUUUAAUUAAUUACCCUUUGACAAAUACUAAUACAGGUUAUGAAAUUACUCAUUUCAUCCUGGAGAUCAUGUCUUUUAAAGAUACCGAUCAAGCUGAAAGAUUUGGCCAGGAUUUAUUAGAUUUUGGGUUUUUGAAAUAUGUUAACGGUGUAGGUAAUACUUUUGUCAAUUCAAAGAAAUUUCAAUAUCAAUGGAAGGAUUAUGCAUACAAAUUUGCUAAAUUACCAAAUACUGGAUCUGAAAGCGAUACUAAUAACAAUAGCCAAACUCCUGAAAAUUUACAAGAAAAUAUAUCUCGUAAUUUUAGUAAUUUAACUAGAUACUUUUCAGGGGAUAGUAUAAGUGGUAAUACCACAGCUGUAUUAUCUAACAACACUACAGAUAGUGUCGAUGAUUCAUUCGAUGCAAAAGAAUUAUCAAUUACUUCAUCUGUUACAGAAUCAAAUAAUAACAGUAAGAAAGAAAGUACACCGGUAUCAGAUACUACUGGUGGUUCAAAAAUGAAAGAGAGUAAGGUAGGGUUAGAACCUCCAAAUAUUACCGAUAUCGAAAAAACGUUGCAUGGACUGAUUAAAGAUGUAGAGGCUACUAACCUUCUAUAUUUUAAAGAAUGUAAUAAAAUGGAUACACUUAGAUGCUCUGUGGAGGAAUUAAUGAUUGAUCAUCUUUCAUUUAUAGAAAAAUGUGAAUUAGAUCGUACGAAAGCAAUAAAGAAAGCCACUAUAGAUUUUUGUUCUACAAUCAGUAAUAAAAUAGCUCAAAUGAAGGUUCAUAUUGAGAAGAUGAUUGACGCUGAAGGUUUAAUCGACCCGACUGGCGAUCUGCUAGGUUUGAUAUCCAAAUACAAUACUGGAUUAUUUCAGCCGAAAGUAAUAACGUACAACAAUUAUUACAAUCCUGGUAUAUAUCAAAACUUUGGUAUCGAUUUGGAGACACGUUGUCGUUUAGAUAAACGUGUUGUACCAUUAAUAGUCACUGUAAUCCUAUCCUAUAUGGAUAUGAUGUAUCCAGAUAUGGAAAAUGAUAAAAUAAGAGUUUCGAUCUGGACGCAACCAGUGAAAUUAAGUUUAACACAUCAACUAAGAAAUUUGCUAAAUAAGACUCAAUUCAAAAGUGAUGAAGAUAUAAUGAAAAUAUUAAAAGAAGGUAAUUAUGAACCUAGUACAAUUGCAAGCGUAUUGAAGAUUUAUCUACUUGAAUUACCGGAACCUUUGAUUACCACAGAACUCGCUGAAAUAUUGGGUGUACUAUACAAUGAAUACCCACAAAGUAAUGAUGAUAAGGAAGAAAAUAAUGAAGAAAAGAGAAUAACCGGUAUUUUCACUGCAUUGGCAUCUCUACCUAAGCCACACAUUGCGACGCUUGAUGCUAUUUCUACCCAUUUCUACAGGCUAAUUAAAAUAUUAAGGAUGGCUAAUGCAGAUAACACAUCAGAAGAAAAAUCCAAAGAAGUAGAUAUGCUUGUUUCUACUUUUAUUACUGAUGUAUCAAAGGAAUUUGCUAAUUGCAUUUUACAUGCAAAAAAAUUUGAAGAUAACGAAUUAGGUUACAAAAUAUUUUAUGAUUUACUAACUCACAAGAAGCGUAUAUUCAAGGAAUUGAAGAGACAAAAUUCAUCCGUAAGGUGA
Molecule: messenger RNA, 2292 nt
Organism: Maudiozyma barnettii
Lineage: Eukaryota; Fungi; Ascomycota; Saccharomycetes; Saccharomycetales; Saccharomycetaceae
Gene: RGD2
Product: GTPase-activating protein RGD2
Exons: 1
Coding region: 1-2292 (763 amino acids)
Biological process (GO): small GTPase-mediated signal transduction; cytoskeleton organization
Cellular component (GO): cell division site; plasma membrane; division septum
Molecular function (GO): GTPase activator activity
Source: RefSeq, a predicted model, not a curated record